UAAUAAUUUCUCUCAAGAGAGAGAGAGAGAGAGAUACAAAUAGAUAGAAGAGUCCAUUUACCGUAUUUACUCGUAUAAUUUUUCUAAACCAUAAUAAUUUCUUCCGGAGAAAGAUUGAAACAAAUAUAUCGAGGGAAGAGGGGAAUUUUUUGAGAUCGAACGUCGCAAGGAAAAAAAAAAAAAAUAGAGAAGGUAUUUUUGUGCUAUAAUAUGGCCAUCAUGAGAUUCAAGAAAGGGAGUAAAGUUGAGGUUCUGAGCAAGAAGGAGGUGCCUUCUGGCUCAUGGCGCUGUGCUGAAAUAAUCUCUGGAAAUGGGCACAAUUAUGAUGUUAAAUAUGAUUUAUCCUCAGGCAUCACCAGUGAGGCGAUUGUGGAGAGAGUUUCUAGAAGAUCUAUUAGGCCUUGCCCUCCUCAGGCAGAAGGUGCAGAUAAUUGGGUGCCAGGUAACCUUGUAGAGGUGUUUGAUAAUAGCUCAUGGAAAAUUGCAGUAGUUUCCAAGGUUGUCAGUGGGAACUACUUUUUUGUUAGACUUCUUGGGUCCUCCCGGGAAUUCAGAGUCCACAAAUCUGAUCUCAGGGUGCGACAGUCUUGGCAAGAUGACAAGUGGAUUGUGGUUGGAAAGGUUUCUGGGAAUUGUAAAGAUGGUAAACUUAAUAAAUUGUCAACAUUGAAGUAUUGUCAGAAGUCGAGCUUCCAGUUCCAUGAGCUGCAAAAGGAGAGAAGGGCAGAACUUCAUGCAGGGGAUGAUUGUUUUCCUGUUGAAGAUAACAUUGGUUUUCGGGAAUCCCACAUGGUUUCCUCAAGAACUUUGAAGAGAGGAUCACCUUAUUGUUCAUCUUAUGAGGAAGUAUAUGCAGGAAAACCCCACAAAAUUAGAGCAGUUGAAAAAGGUUCUAGGUGCCAACGACUGAUUUCCAGUCAUCCGUCUUCAUUACACGAAAAGGUAGAUGCUGUUGCUUCACCACAAGAAUUGAUGGGUGAAAAAUACAUGCAUGCUUCCUUUAACAACAGAACUACUGGAUUUUCUGAAAUGGAACUCCAGAAGGGAAAACAAAAUGGUGGUGUCAAGUGUUUUCUUCAAAGAAGCUUAGAAUCUAAUGAUGCCGAGAGUAGUGCAUGCUCUGUUGGUAGUUGUAGUGCUAAUAGCAUCAGUCCCUAUACGUUGUACCAUCAAUCUUUUACAGAUCCUAGUGAGGAUAGGGAGAGCCAUUCUGGUGAUGCCCAAUCUUCUUGUGGGUGGGGAUAUGAGAAAAAGUAUUCCCUUCCCAUGAAAGAGGAAAUGACAGCAGAGGUCCAUAAAUUAGAAUUGCAUGCCUACCGCUGCACUAUGGAGGCAUUAUAUGCUUCUGGGUCCUUAAGUUGGGAACAAGAAGCUUUACUAACAAAUCUACGUCUUAUGCUCCAUAUUUCAAACGAUGAGCAUUUGAAGGAACUAAGGAGCCUAGUUUCUUCUGAAGCAAAUUUUCCUAUUAGUUGAUGGGAAAGGAAUUUCCUGGAACUAUACCUCCCCCCCACUACAACACAAAAAUCCUUUAACCCAUUAGGCUCAAUUCCUUCUUUCUUUAUUGCUCUCACAGGUCACAACAUUGCAAGGAGCAAAAUGAGUUGUUAUAUUUUGUAUCUCCUGUCUUGGAAAAUUCAAUGUAGUUGUCUAGAUGUGAGUUACUUUGAAAAUUUUUGUACCAUAAACUCUUACGGAGGAAUGAAAUCUAGAAUUUGAAAGGUUUCCAGGUGUA
Molecule: messenger RNA, 1735 nt
Organism: Nelumbo nucifera (sacred lotus)
Lineage: Eukaryota; Viridiplantae; Streptophyta; Magnoliopsida; Proteales; Nelumbonaceae
Product: Plant Tudor-like RNA-binding protein
Source: RefSeq, a predicted model, not a curated record